UUUUGACAACUCGUAAUAAAUUUAAAUUUAAAAAAAAAAAACAAAAGAAAUUAAAAUCUGGUUUUCAUUUUCUACGUUUCCCUUUUUCCGAUAGUGGUUACUUUUUUUCUCUUUUUAUAAUUCAUCUUGAAAAAUUUCGACAAUUUUGAAAUAAAUUUUUCACUUAAAAAUGUUAUAAGUAAGAAUUGAUGUGAUAUAUCUUAAAAAGCUUUAACAAGAAAAAAAGUACAUACAUAUAUAUAAAAAAAAAUACGUAAUAACCAGCAGCUGAAAAAGUCGACAUUACCUUAUCGAAAAAUUUAGAAGAAAAUGAAUAUAAACCUUAAUGGCCAUAUUAGAUUACCUGUACCUGUUAUUAAAAAAAAAGUUAUUGGCGUAUUACGUGAAACAGAUGAAAAUCCUUUGAAAAAUAAUGGAAAAAUCAUUACUACAACAAAUGGUAAUAAUAUAAAUGGAUACGCAAGAAAUACGACUGUCAUUAAUGGGCAAGGAAAUCUAGUCGAUAUUUGCAAACGUCGCAUGGAUUGGACAAGACAAUGGCUGAUAAAAAAUCAAUUUAUGUUAGCUGAAAAUUUGCUGCCUGAAUUAAAAGCAAAUGAAAUAUAUUAUUUUAAUGAUUAUUUUAAAAUGACUGAAAAACAAUUUAGAUACCUUGUAGUUAAACUUGCGCCGAUAAUAACAAAAAAAGAACCACAAAGGAAAAAAAAAUCUUUUAGUGCUGAGGAGAGAUUAGCAAUAUCAUUAAAAUAUCUAGCUACUGGCGAGUUUCACUCCUGUAAGCAUUAUUGUUUCAAAGCCUCUCAAAACGUGAUACAAACAAUGAUAACAGACAUAUGCCUAGCAAUUUACGAAACUUUACAUAACGACUACAUAAAAAGUCCAAAAACCGCUGAUGAGUGGCGUGAAAUAUCACAGGGGUUUACAAAAGAGUCAAAACUGCCAAAUUGUACGGGUUCCUUAAUAGCCCGGCAUAUUCUUUUUAAAAGACCAAAACAGCCCAAUGUUCGUUAUAAUCCAAAACAUGUGGAUGACAAAACUAUGAUAUUAAUGGCAAUUGUUGAUGCUUACAUGAAUUUCAUAUAUGUUGAUAUUGGUCAGAGAAGUUUUUUGGAAGAUCGUACUAUUUUUGAAUCAUCUCUGCUUAAAGAACGUAUUGAAAGUGGCUCUUUAAAUUUACCAUGCAAUGAUAAAAUACCAAAUGAAAAUAAAGUGCUUCCUAGUUUUUUUGUCACGACAGACAAAAUGCCAUUAAAAACUUAUUUGAUGAAACAAUAUUGUCAUAGUGAGAGUCUUAAUCUUUAUCAAACUGGAACUAUUAAAAGUGGCAGUACAGAUAGUAAUUAUGAUUCAAGCGAUGAUGCAAGCACAAUCCCUGAACAAAUGCAUUUUGAUUCGAAAAUUAAUUUCAUUAAGGAUAAAGGUGAUUCAACUUUAACAAAUUUAAUAAAUAUGUUUCCUAUUUUAAUGGACCCAUUCAAAUUAGACUAUGAAAUGGCUAAAAAAGUCACAUUAGGAUGCAUAACAUUAUACAAUUUUUUGAGAAAGACUAAUAGAGAAUUGGGAUUUUUAAAUAAUUUGACGAAUCAAGAUUCUGAUAAUGAAAAAACAAAAUGUUUUGCGCAAAUCCAACAACAAGAUACCAGUGAAAAUAAUGACACUUUAGCGCAAUCACAAAGAAACUUCUUAAUGUUUUAUGUUAGUAAACAUUUGGGCAACAUAAAUUGAAAAAUUAAACAAAAUUUAAAUAUGCAUUCAAAAUCUGAUAAAAAUAUUUAAAUGAUUGUUAUUAUAACGCGGAGAUAUAUGAUAACCAUAAAGAUUUAUACAUACGCAUUCUUCUAAUUUAAUACGUCUUUGAAUAUGUUGAUGAUUUUAAUUUUUACCUAAACAAUUUGAAAUCAAUUCUAUUUUUUUCAUUUUCAUAAAUAAAAAAUUUAUUAUUUGAUAGUAUAUAUGUAUUUGAUAGAAUUUUGAUUUAAAGUAAUAUACUGCAAUUCAUAAGCGAUAGAAUGCAAUAAAUUUUUACAUUA
Condylostylus longicornis is the source of this 2030-nucleotide messenger RNA. RefSeq lists its product as uncharacterized. The transcript is spliced from 2 exons. NCBI's taxonomy places the organism in Eukaryota, Metazoa, Arthropoda, Insecta, Diptera, Dolichopodidae. The coding region runs from base 310 to 1725 and encodes 471 amino acids. The record is from RefSeq and is a predicted model, not a curated record.